Messenger RNA from Cyprinodon variegatus (sheepshead minnow), 2772 nucleotides. RefSeq names its product aconitate hydratase, mitochondrial-like. Gene Ontology annotation, biological process: tricarboxylic acid cycle. The coding region runs from base 11 to 2356 and encodes 781 amino acids. Lineage: Eukaryota; Metazoa; Chordata; Actinopteri; Cyprinodontiformes; Cyprinodontidae. The record is from RefSeq and is a predicted model, not a curated record. Gene Ontology annotation, molecular function: 4 iron, 4 sulfur cluster binding; aconitate hydratase activity. Gene Ontology annotation, cellular component: cytosol; mitochondrion. The transcript is spliced from 18 exons.
GAACUACAAAAUGGCGUCCUACUGUCUGACUGUAACCAGGCUCCGGUUGGUUCUAGGAACUGGGGCAAAACGGUUUCAUGCCUCCGCUGUCUUCAGUGCCAAGGCCAAGGUGGCCAUGAGCCGCUUUGAGCCAGGUUCCUGCCUUGGUUAUGAGAAGAUGCAUGAGAACAUCAAUGUCGUACGCAGGAGGCUCAGCAGGCCUCUGACCCUGUCAGAGAAGAUUGUUUACGGCCACUUGGAUGAUCCAGUAGGACAGGAGAUCGACCGUGGUCGGACUUACCUGCGCUUGCGUCCUGACCGCGUGGCCAUGCAGGACGCCACGGCCCAGAUGGCCAUGCUGCAGUUCAUUAGCAGCGGCCUGCCAAAGGUGGCCGUUCCCUCCACUAUCCACUGCGAUCACCUGAUUGAAGCUCAGACAGGAGGAGCUCAGGACCUACAGAGGGCGAAGGAAAUAAAUGAGGAAGUCUACAACUUCCUUGCAACUGCUGCAGCAAAAUAUGGGGUUGGCUUCUGGAAACCAGGCUCAGGAAUCAUUCAUCAGAUCAUCCUGGAGAAUUACGCUUAUCCAGGGGUGAUGCUUAUCGGCACAGACUCCCACACUCCUAACGGCGGCGGCCUUGGCGGCAUUUGUAUUGGAGUUGGUGGGGCCGAUGCUGUAGACGUCAUGGCUGGAAUCCCAUGGGAGCUUAAGUGUCCCAAGGUGAUAGGAGUGCGACUGACUGGAACGCUCUCUGGUUGGACCUCCCCGAAGGACGUCAUCCUUAAGGUCGCCGGUAUUCUGACUGUUAAAGGCGGCACAGGGGCAAUUGUGGAGUAUCACGGGCCUGGAGUUGACUCCAUCUCCUGCACUGGAAUGGCCACUAUCUGCAACAUGGGUGCUGAAAUCGGAGCUACCACAUCCGUUUUCCCCUACAACCACCGCAUGAAGACGUAUCUGGAGAAAACCGGCCGCGGAGAAAUUGCGUCAGUUGCUGAUGAGUUCAAAGAGGACCUGGUGCCCGAUGAGGGCUGUGAAUAUGACCAAGUCAUCGAGGUCAACCUUAGUGAGCUUAAACCUCACAUCAACGGACCGUUCACCCCUGACUUGGCCCACCCCGUGUCUGAGAUCGGGGCCGUAGCUAAGAAGAACGGCUGGCCCCUGGAGGUUAAAGUAGGUCUGAUCGGCAGCUGCACCAACUCCAGCUAUGAAGACAUGGGCAGAGCUGCGUCUGUCGCCAAGCAAGCUCUGGAUAAAGGAGUGAAGUGCAAAGCCCAGUUCACGGUUACACCGGGCUCAGAACAAAUCCGAGCUACCAUCGAGAGAGAUGGAUAUGCCAAGAUCCUGAGUGAUGUUGGAGGAAUCGUUCUUGCUAACGCUUGUGGUCCCUGCAUCGGCCAGUGGGACAGGAGGGAUGUUAAAAAAGGAGAGAAGAACACCAUUGUGACAUCUUUCAACAGGAACUUCACGGCCAGGAAUGAUGCCAACCCAGCUACUCAUGCUUUUGUGACUUCUCCUGAGAUCGUCACUGCUCUGGCUCUGGCCGGGGACCUCAGCUUCAACCCAGAGACUGACUAUCUGAUUGCCAAAAGUGGGGAGAAAUUUAAGCUGGCACCCCCCACCGGUGAUGAGCUUCCAGCCAGGGACUUUGACCCAGGCCAGGACACUUACCAGCACCCCCCUGCAGAGAGCAGCUCGGUCAGGGUAGAUGUGAGCCCCUCCAGUAACCGUCUUCAGCUGCUGCAGCCUUUUGACAAGUGGAAUGGGAAAGAUCUGGAGAACAUGAGGGUCCUCAUUAAGGUUAAAGGAAAAUGCACCACAGACCACAUCAGCGCUGCUGGACCUUGGCUGAAGUACCGCGGCCACCUGGACAACAUCUCCAACAACCUGCUUAUAGGUGCAGUGAACAUCGAGAACGGUGCUGUCAACAAGGUAAAGAACCAGCUAACCGGAGAGUAUGGAGGCGUUCCAGAUGUGGCUCGCCACUACAAGGCCAACGGUGUGAGCUGGGUGGUGGUUGGAGAUGAGAACUACGGAGAGGGAUCCAGUCGGGAGCAUGCUGCCCUGGAGCCACGACACCUGGGAGGACGCGCCAUCAUCGUCAAAAGCUUCGCCAGAAUCCACGAGACCAAUCUGAAGAAGCAAGGCCUGCUGCCGCUGACUUUCGCCAAUUCCAGCGACUACGACAAAAUCCGCCCAGAUGAUAAGAUUUCAAUCACCGGCCUCAAGUCCUUCGCCCCUGGCAAGCCGCUGACAGCUGUGAUCAAGCACAGCGACGGAGGCGAGGAGUCCAUCUCUCUGAACCACAGCUUCAAUGAGACGCAGAUCGAGUGGUUCAAGGCCGGCUCAGCUCUCAACAGGAUGAAGGAGCUCCAGUAGAAAAAUGGCAGCCAGGUCUGGAUCAAGUUCAUCUGUAGUCCUCCUUCAAGAUACAUCACUCAUGCAUUAAUAAGGUCGCUGUAUCGAUAGAAAGCGCACACACGAAUACAUUUACCCUCCAGCUUUACUAGCUGAAUUGCACAAUUUGAAUCUAACUAGCACAGAAUAUAAACAGAAAUCCCGGUUUCUUCAGCAUAUUUUCCUCCUUUAGUAUUCAGUUCACUUUUAUAUGCUCCACCAGAACUGGAACCACUGCUGCAUCUGAAACAGUCCAAUUACACCAGCAUAUGUUGAAAGAUUUCAUUGAAGUCUGACGUAAUCAAACAAGAAAGUAAAUGUGUUUAAUGAAAAAAAAAAACUUGAAGCUUUAAAAUCUCUUAGAACUCAAUCCACUCCAAGAUUAUUCUUGUUUUUCC